Molecule: messenger RNA, 4065 nt
Organism: Xiphophorus couchianus (Monterrey platyfish)
Lineage: Eukaryota; Metazoa; Chordata; Actinopteri; Cyprinodontiformes; Poeciliidae
Product: claudin-20-like
Exons: 1
Coding region: 1016-1786 (256 amino acids)
Cellular component (GO): bicellular tight junction; membrane
Molecular function (GO): structural molecule activity
Source: RefSeq, a predicted model, not a curated record
AGAAGUCCAUGGUUUGUAGUUUCUCCGCCCCGUCGAUCCCGUCCCGAUCAGGUGAAACCGUUUUCCUGUCCAAACGGAUCCGGUCGGGUCUCUGCGUCGUUGCUGCUGCUGCAGAUCCACGCGUCUUAUUGUGAAAGGACAACGAACCCAAACUGCUGCAGCAGAAUGUGAAACGCGGCCGCAUUCAAUCACAGACGUCAGCUCUGCCUCUGCGGUGGGAACCAAAACGUCUGGGUUCUGUUUCCUCUUUGUUGGGAGUUUUCAACCUGAACGCAACAACAUCAAUUAGCCAGAACCGACGCCUGCGGACUCUUUAAACUUCUUCUCUCCCAGAGAAGCCGGUAGGAAAAUGUGUGUUUACAGUUUGCAGGCUGUGUGUGGAGGAUUAUGGUAAUAACAGGCUGCCGGGCCGCGCUGGUGGGCGGGCGGACGGGCGGGUCCGCGGACCCUUAUCAGCGCGUUGCAGAGGUUCUUCACCUUGAUUCUCUGCUUUAUCACCAAAACCAGACGAAGACGCUUCUGGAAGCCCAAAUGAUCUGAUGCUAUCAGCGGCGGCUCUUAUCUUCACCCAGGUUUGCAGGAAGCGACCCAGAAGCGGUGAGAGGCGGCGCUGACCUUCAGGCUGGAGAGCAGAACCGGGUUCUUCUGCUGGUUCUUCUGCAGGAUGGGCUGAAGCUGUCCGGUUUCCAAGGAGACGGCAGGCGGAGGGGUAGUGUACCCACACACGCUGCGCUCUCGCUCUCCGCUGGACGGAGCGGGUUCGUCUCUGCUCAACUUCCUCCAGAUGUUUGGCUGCAUCAGGAGGAAACGGAUCGCUUCAGUCCAGCGGGGCGGCGAGGGACGCCGCCGCUUUAAGAACACUUAAUUAGGAGUCAAUGAUCACCAAUUGAGCCAUUGAGCCGGCGCUUCCAGAUUUCCAGCCUCAGCUGCGUCCGUCACGCUCCCACGCUCACGUCUCACUCCCCCCGCUGGAGGAAUUAUCUGCCCCGUGUCCUGGGGACCGGGGGGGUAAAACAUGCUGUCCGCCGCCAUUCAGAUCCUGGCGUUCGCCCUGGCGCUGCUGGGUGUCCUGGGCGCCACCGUGGCGACGCUGCUGCCCAACUGGAAGGUGAGCGUGAACGCGUGGAGCAGCAUCAUGACCCCCAUCUCUCAGAUGCAGGGUCUGUGGGCGGACUGCGUGUGGUACAGCUCCGGCGUCUUCAGCUGCACCAUGAAGGACUCCGUGCUGUCGCUGCCGCCGUCGCUGCAGAUGAUGCGGGCUGGCAUGGUUCUGUGCUGCAUGGUGGCAGCGUUCGGGCUCUGCCUCGCCUCGCUGGGGCUCAAAUGCACCCGGUGGGGGGGCAGCCAUCGGGCGAAGGGUCACACGGCGAUGGCGGCGGGCGGCUGCUUCGUUCUGGCCAGCCUGCUCUGCCUGGUUCCGGCGGCGCUCUUCACCAACGAGGUCAUCACCGCCUUCCUGACCACCGACCUGCCGGACAGCAGCAAGUACCAGCCCGGCGGCGCGCUCUGCGUCACCUUCAUCGCCGCCGGGUUCCUGCUGGCCGGAGGAGUCAUCUUCUGUCUGUCCUGUCCAGGAAGCGGGUCCUCCGGACCGGACAGCGUCUCAAACUCCGACUCAAUCAGACUGGAAAGGAGGCAGGAGCCGAAAGUGGAACCCAAACAGAAGAAGAAGAAAAGUGUGCGGCUGCAGACGGAUGAGGUGAGGCAGGAGAAAACGGUUCUGGACCGGCAGAAACUCCCACAGAAAGACCUGAAGGACAACUACAGCCUGCAGGAGUACGUCUGACGCUCAGGCGGAGGGGAAAUGUGGCGUUCAGGCGCCUGAAGUGGGGGUGGUGUGUGUGUGUGUGUGUGUGUGUGUGUGUGUGUGGAGGGGAUAAUUACUAAAUGUUGUAAAUGACAGAUUGUAGAUUCAGCUGAAUGCCUCAGAAGCAGAGCAGGACUCUAAAAAAAAACGAACCUCAGAGACAAAAAAGGCUGAAAACCUUUAAAACGCGACGCUGCAGCUUCACUGAAACCAAAAACCUGAAGACAAAAAACGUUUCAGCUCAAACUGAAACCAAAAAGCCAUUUUAUUCCAGCCAAUUUUCUGCCUUCAGAUAGAGCUAAUGCUCCAACAGGGCUGCAGCCAACAGUUCUGGGGACGGGGCCCCAAUGCAACAUUACAGGCAACACUUUUUUAUUUUUAUGCUGUUUGUUCUUGCAGUGCAUGAAAAAAAAGUUUAAUACUAGAUCCAAAAAAACUGAAUUACUUUGUUUCCUUUAUUACUUGCAGAGUGAAUAAUAAAAAAAUUACUGUGAACAGGAUGCAGAAGAAAACUGGAAAGUUAAGAAAGCAAACCUAAAGCUUAUUUAAAAAUUUUUAAUGUCUGAUGAGGAAAAAAAUGCAGACAGAAAAAAAGAAAAGAAAAUGAUGUACAGGUGCAUCAUGCAUGAUUCAUCUCUGCACAAAAACUCCAUCCAGUAAAUCUCGGUAAAUGAAGUAAAAUAUUGUUUUACUUAUCAGAUUUUUCUAGGUUCAAUUUCCAUCAUAUUAAUUUAUUUUUAUUUUUGCAGGUUCUGUGGAAACAGAGAAAAAGAUGCAGGGAAAUUAAGAAAAUGUACCAACAGCAGUCUGAUGUUCCCACAAUAAUUUAUUUUAGCUAAAAAAUCACAAUUCAGGUUUUUAAAACUUUGUCCGCAUUUGUCACAUGUUUUGGCAGCGAACUAAGGAUCAUACUAAGAAAAAACUUAAAAUAAAAUUAUGAGAGUAAAGUAAUUGGAUUCUACGAAUGAACUUGUACGAGAAUAAAGUCAUGGCUUUAUGUGAGGAAAGUCAUAAUAUUAUGAAAAUAAUACAAAGAAUAAAUUUGUAGUCUAGCUAAAAUAAACUCAUACUAUUAAGAAUAAAGGAGUAAUAAAGUCAAAAUCAAACCGGAAUAAAGUUACAAUAUUAUGACUUUAUCUUGACUUUACUCUGAUACGACUUUAUUCUUGUAAUUUUAUUUAUAUAUAUUUUUUAUCUUUGUGGUUUAACCACAAUACUCUUAAACUUGUUACUGUUGGUUAAAUUGAAUGUAUGUCAUUAAAGGACAGAAACUUGUUUCCCCCACAGCAACAAUUAAAACACAUCAUCGCCACCUACUGGCAGUGGAUGGUGACUGUCAAAAUUAAAGGGCAAAUAUAAUUUAAAUUGAAGCUAGCGCAUUAGCACAGCGUCGGCUAAACAUACUGGUGUACCACUUUAUCGUUAGAGGAACUAAUUUUUAUAAUUUUCUGUUUUAGGUUUAGCGUAGCUAACUUAGUUAGCAGUGUUCACCACUUCAUAGUAAUGAAAACAUGACAAACAUCCUUCGCAGGUUACCGGAGAGAAAAUAUCUCAGUUUCUCCAGAUUUUAACCAUCACUAAAUAAUAAAUGUGUUACAGUUAAUUAUAUUCAAAUGCUGAUUAUUUUUGAAAGCCCCACUAGGUGGCGAUAAUGGCAUCAAAAUACAUGUGGCUAAAGCAGCGUUGGGCUAGCAACCUGUCCAGAUUGUUUUUAGCUCAUCUUGUCUUUGUCCCUGUUCAUUUUUUUGUUCUGUUUCUAAAUUCUACAGCUGAUACUUGAAGUUCAUUGAAAACGAUGUACAGUCUAACUGGAACCAUCUUGUUUUUUUUUUUUUUAAUAAUUGUUAAGGAAAGUUUUUAGCUUCUUGUUUUUUCUCACUGGGUGAGAAAAUCCACAUCAUUGUAAAAACAGCCAUCAGCAGUUAGAUGCAGAUUUUUCUUUAUUCAUUUGUGAAAAGGUGAAUUUAACAAACCAACACCUGCCUUGGACAGUCGGUCUGUUUCUGGAGAUUGGUGAGGAAACCUUCCAGCAGAUUAGCUGGAAAUUGCUUUGAUGGCCUCUUUUCUUUUUUAAUGGCUUUGCUGAGAAAAUCACAGCGACUGAAUGUGUGUUGAAUUUUUAUUGAACGCUGCUGCCUUCUUCACCAUGUCUGCUUUGGGUUUGCUCUGAUCUCAUCAAUAAUUUCUAGAAAUCCUUCACUUUCUGCUUCAGCUGUACACGCUUGUAUGAGAAGCAAUAAAAUAUGUUGAGCUUCUUA